ACGGCAAGUGGUGCGGAGAGGUAACUAUUCCCUCUGUUCAUAUUCGCCAAACAUCGUGCGUGAUUCGCUGUAUGUACGUCACGCUAUAUGCGAUUGGCAGUGGGAGCGUCAGCAGAGCAGCAGAAGACACGACAGAAUCGGUUCGAUUCAGAAUCGAGUAAAAAAGUAUACGGUUCGAAAAGCAAAAACUCAGUUAAAUUACAGCGCUCAACAAUCACGUUUGGCUGAAGCAAAAAGAAAAAAAAAACAUUUUUUUUUGUGCUCAAAAUGGUAAUGUGUUUUUAAGUACAUUCGUACUGCAGGGCGGCAAAAAAAAAAUAAUAAGAAAAAAAAAAGAAAAGCUGUGCGUCAAUUGAAAGCGGAUCAAACCGGACAACGGCAGCAAAAUUCCCAACUCGAUACGCUCCGCUCCACAUCCACAUCGACAACCACAACCCGAUCCACAACCAUCUCAGGCCGAUGGUGGCAUUGGUGCCAUUGGUAAUGCGAACGACGCCUGGACAAUGGAGAAGCGCAUCACUUUCGGUUCCGGCUAUGCCUACGACAUCGCCUACAGCAGCAGCAGGAGAAGCACCACGGCUCUACUCGCUGCAGCACCACCAUCAGUAGAAGCAGCUGCUACUCCACCAUCAGCAGAAGCAGCUUCUACUCCACCAUCAGCAGAAGCAGCUGCUACUGCUGCUGCCAUCACCACCACUAUCAAACUCUCACUUGCAACGCGGAUAGGCAGCAACGGGAACAGCAGCGACAGUGGCAACAAACCGCAAUCAGCAAUCGAUGGCAACUCUAGUCCCAAAUUGGCUAGAUUUCAGGGCCUCAGUGUCAAUGUGUCAAUGCCGCCAACAACAACAACAUUUUCACCUCGCAUCAACAAACAGCAACAACAAGCAGUAACAACAACAACAGCAACAUUUAAUCAUAAGCAGCAGUACAAUCACAUCAACAACAACAACAAUAAUAAUAAUAAUAAUGGCAACAAUGCGUUGAGGCUCCAGAAACAGACGCCAGCAGCGACGCUGGAACAAUAUGCGUUGGGCAACAACAGCAGCAGGACGAAGCCGCGCAACAAAAGCGAAGAGGCCAUCAGCGAUUUGCUGCAUCGCAUACCGGACAUUGGCCAGAUAUUCAAUGUGCAGAGUCGCAUCGGCAACGGUACAUUUAGCACCGUGCUGCUGGCAACGCUGAAGCGGGAGGCACAACUGCCGGACGGAAUGCGGCGCAAGUUUGCGAUCAAACAUCAUAUACCCACCAGUCACCCGGAUCGCAUUAUGAAGGAGCUGCAAUGCAUGACAGAUAUGGGGGGCACCAACAACGUGGUUGGCGUCCACUGCUGUUUGCGCUACGAGGCAUCGGCGGCUUUUGUGAUGCCCUACAUGCCGCACGAUCGUUUUCACGAUUUCUAUACGAAAAUGGAUGUGUCGGAGAUUCGUUUGUAUAUGCACAAUCUGCUCCAGGCGCUGCGACAUGUCCACAAGUUCAAUGUCAUCCAUCGGGAUGUGAAGCCCAGCAAUUUUCUGUACAAUCGCCGGCAGGGCCAAUUUCUGCUUGUCGACUUUGGUCUCGCUCAGCAUGUGAAUGUCUCUCAGCAGCAACAGCUUCACCUCCAGCUCCAGCAGCAGCAGCCGGCAUUGCGUGGCGGUGGCAGUGGCAAGGCUAUGUUAAGCAACAGCAGCAAGCGGCCGAGGGAACGCGAAGUGAACUCAAAUCAGCAGCAGCAACAACUGCCGACGACGACGACGAUGGAGGCAACACUUGGUGGCGCCGUCAAGCGGAUGCGGCUCAUCGAUGACCAGGCGGUGAGCAACUGGAACAAGAUGCCGCUCAAGCCUGUAAAUUCUGCGAUUGCUGCACAGUCUGCCAAGCAGCAGUCGGCGCUUAACGAAGAUGCCACUGUCUCGGCCAAUCAGGCGACGGGCAAUCAGCAGCAGAUGCCGUCACAGCUACCGAGCAACAUACAGCAACCGGAACAGAGUGCACCAUCCGUUAGUAAAUACAACACAAAUCGCACAGCUGGCGGUGCGAGUGGUGCUGUUGGUGGUGCGAGUGCUGCUGCUGCAGCUGCCGGUGGUGCCUUGAGCGGAUCGAAAUGUUUUUGCUUUGCCAAUCCGAGCGUUUGCCUCAACUGCCUGAUGAAGAAGGAGGUGCAUGCAUCGCGAGCGGGCACACCCGGCUAUCGGCCGCCGGAGGUGCUGCUCAAGUAUGCGGAUCAGACGACCGCUGUUGAUGUGUGGGCGGCGGGUGUCAUCUUUCUAUCGAUACUCUCGUCGGUGUAUCCGUUCUUUAAGGCGCCCAAUGAUUUUGUGGCACUGGCCGAGAUUGUGACCAUCUUUGGUGAUCGAGCCAUACGCAAAACGGCCCUCGCCUUGGAGCGCAUGGUGACGCUUAGCCAGCGAUCGAAACCAUUGAAUUUGCGUAGCCUGUGCCUGCGAUUCCGGCAUCGGCUCAUCUUCAGCGAUCAGCGGAUGGUGCGCAAAUAUGAAUCGGCCGAUGGACGCAUCCUUAUGUGCAAGAACUGUGAUCAAUACUCCUUCAAUUGCCUGUGCGAGGAGACCUUAUAUGUGACGGAGCCACUCGAUCCCUACGAAUGCUUUCCGGAGAGUGCCUACGAUCUGCUCGGUCAACUGCUCGAGAUCAAUCCACAUAAGCGCAUCAGCGCCGAGGAGGCUCUCAAUCAUCCAUUCUUCACGGAGCCACAAGCAAACAACAUCAACACCACCAGCACCAGCAACACUGCUGCCAAAGUGGGGCGCCACAAUGACGCACUGAGGCAAACGACGCGCAGGCGCGCCACCAAAGCAGAGCCAGAGGCAGAAGCUGGAAUGGGAUCGGGAGCUGUAACUGUAGCUGGAGGAGUAUCUGGCCAACAAUAUGCUGCAGAUGCAACUGGAACUGCAACUGCGGAGCAGCUGCAUCCAAAUUUAAACAAAUUGUGAAAACUAGUCGAAACCCUUUUUACAACCAAUAGAAGUAAUUUUUUUUUUUUUUUUUUUUGCACCAGUGUCAAGUUUUGUAUAUAUAACAUGUACAUAUGUACACUCACACACACACACACCUACACCACUCACACACACACACCAUCACCUUCAUCAUCGUCAUGAACACUGCCCAGUUAUCAUCUAGCAGCCCCAUGCAUAUCUUUAGUGAGGAUUAGAAGGGAUCACAAAGCCGAAAACCCAAAUUGCCGUCCUCGGACGCAACUACUUAAAAA
This is a messenger RNA of Drosophila grimshawi, 3208 nucleotides long. RefSeq names its product cell division cycle 7-related protein kinase (gene Cdc7). The record is from RefSeq and is a predicted model, not a curated record. Lineage: Eukaryota; Metazoa; Arthropoda; Insecta; Diptera; Drosophilidae. Gene Ontology annotation, cellular component: nucleus. The transcript has 3 exons. Gene Ontology annotation, molecular function: protein serine/threonine kinase activity; ATP binding. Gene Ontology annotation, biological process: mitotic DNA damage checkpoint signaling; protein phosphorylation. The coding region runs from base 504 to 2933 and encodes 809 amino acids.